Molecule: messenger RNA, 2491 nt
Organism: Phoenix dactylifera (date palm)
Lineage: Eukaryota; Viridiplantae; Streptophyta; Magnoliopsida; Arecales; Arecaceae
Product: heat shock 70 kDa protein, mitochondrial-like
Biological process (GO): protein folding
Molecular function (GO): ATP-dependent protein folding chaperone; ATP binding
Source: RefSeq, a predicted model, not a curated record
GUUUUCUUUGUAGGCGGCCCGUUUGGUCCGCAGCCCUCCUCUCCAAAUCAGCCUCCACCACGGUGAAGGGUUUAUCUAGGGUUUUUGGUCGCGUUCCUCUUCUCCCAUUCUAAAACCCUAGGUUUUCCAGCGAAGAUCUCUCGUUCUCUCUCUCUCUCUCUCUCUCUCUCUGCAAUGGCGAUUGGAUCCGUGCUAAUCUCGAGGCUGGCCAGGUCGAAGACCUUGGCCUCCGGCAUCUCCUCCACUCUGCUUCAGGCUUCUGGUCUUCUGAAGGCUUCACAUGGCAUGUCUCCUUUAUUUCAAAGAUGCGCAGCUACAGCAAGGGCAUUCAGCUCUAAUCCUGCUGGUACUGAUGUUGUUGGGAUUGACUUGGGUACUACGAACUCUUGUGUUGCAGUUAUGGAGGGCAAGAACCCGAAAGUAAUUGAGAAUGCUGAAGGUGCAAGGACAACACCUUCUGUUGUAGCCUUUAAUCAGAAGGGUGAACUUCUUGUCGGUACCCCAGCAAAGCGGCAAGCUGUGACAAAUCCAACAAAUACCUUAUUUGGCACCAAGCGCUUGAUUGGAAGAAGAUUUGAUGACCCUCAGACACAAAAGGAACUGAAAAUGGUACCAUACAAGAUUGUCAAGGCACCAAAUGGAGAUGCUUGGGUGGAGUUGAAUGGACAGCAAUACUCGCCAAGCCAAAUUGGGGCAUUUGUCCUCACCAAGAUGAAGGAGACUGCAGAGGGUUAUCUCAGCAAAACUGUUUCCAAAGCCGUCAUCACAGUUCCUGCAUACUUUAAUGAUGCCCAGCGUCAGGCCACAAAGGAUGCUGGGAGAAUUGCUGGACUGGAGGUACUGAGGAUUAUCAAUGAGCCUACGGCUGCGGCUCUUUCAUAUGGAAUGAACAACAAGGAGGGAUUAAUUGCUGUAUUUGAUUUGGGUGGUGGGACUUUUGAUGUCUCAAUCCUUGAAAUUUCUAAUGGAGUUUUUGAGGUCAAGGCUACCAAUGGAGAUACCUUCCUUGGUGGUGAAGACUUUGAUGGCGCGUUGCUGGACUACCUGGUCAGUGAAUUCAAGAAAACUGAAAACAUUGAUCUAACCAAAGACCGGUUGGCAUUGCAGAGGCUUAGAGAGGCUGCUGAAAAGGCAAAGUUGGAACUUUCAUCCACCGCGCAAACAGAGAUAAAUCUUCCUUUUAUUACUGCUGAUGCUUCGGGUGCUAAGCACUUAAACAUUACACUGACCCGAUCUAAGUUUGAAACUUUGGUUAGCCAUCUGAUCGAGAGAACACGCAUUCCAUGCAAGAACUGUCUAAGAGAUGCUGGAAUCAUAGCAAAAGAAGUUGAUGAAGUCCUAUUGGUUGGGGGAAUGACAAGGGUUCCAAAAGUCCAGGAAAUUGUUUCCGAGAUCUUUGGGAAGACUCCGAGCAAGGGUGUGAACCCUGAUGAGGCAGUUGCCAUGGGGGCUAGCAUACAGGGUGGCAUUUUACGGGGUGAUGUUAAAGAGCUUCUCUUGCUUGAUGUCACCCCCCUCUCCCUUGGUAUCGAGACUCUUGGAGGGGUCUUUACCAGGCUCAUCAACCGGAACACAACCAUUCCAACCAAGAAGAGCCAGGUCUUCUCCACUGCUGCCGACAACCAGACUCAGGUUGGGAUCAAGGUAUUGCAGGGUGAGAGGGAGAUGGCUGCAGAUAACAAGCUUCUUGGGGAAUUCGAGCUCACGGGCGUUCCUCCUGCUCCGAGAGGCAUGCCUCAGAUAGAGGUGACCUUUGAUAUCGAUGCUAAUGGAAUUGUGAAGGUCUCAGCAAAGGAUAAAGCAACAAGCAAAGAGCAGGAAAUUACCAUCAGAUCCUCGGGUGGGCUAUCGGAGGAAGAGAUAGAGAAGAUGGUGAAGGAGGCAGAGCUCCAUGCACAGAGGGAUCAGGAGAGAAAGGCCUUGAUCGACAUUAGGAACACUGCAGACACUACAAUUUACGGUAUCGGGAAGAGUCUGGGAGAGUUCAGAGACAAGAUACCAGAAGAGGUCGCCAAAGAGAUCGAUUCUGCUGUUGCUGAUUUGAGGGCUGCAAUGGGCGAGGACAACGUCGACAAGAUCAAGGAGAAGAUUGACGCAGCAAACAAAGCUGUCUCGAAAAUUGGGCAGCAUAUACACCAGGGUGGAGGAUCUUCAUCUUCAGGGUCAGCUGGAGGGGAUCAGACUCCUGAAGCUGAGUACAAAGAAGCUAAGAUGUAGAAUGAUGCAGCAACAUUCCUCUCUAUAUUUCAGAAUUUUGAAGUCGAGACUGCUGAUUUUUUCCUGUUCUCUUUAGCUGGUUUUACUAUUGAACUUCGUCUAACCUGUUUGGCAAUACAGACUGAUGGGUAACUCUGGAAUUUGAAGUAAAGACUGGGUUCUGUUGUCUUUUGAUGGACGCUGAACUUGAGUCUCCCGAGAAUGUGUUUUUGUUUUUCUUGUCAACCUGGGGAUUUAUUCGAAUGUCAUGUAUUUUGUUACAAAUAUUUAAAUU